This is a messenger RNA of Adineta ricciae, 759 nucleotides long. NCBI's taxonomy places the organism in Eukaryota, Metazoa, Rotifera, Eurotatoria, Adinetida, Adinetidae. The record is from the annotation of a GenBank genome assembly.
AUGCAUUUUCUUCAUAAAAUAUUCAUUGGAUUUCUCAUACUAUGGGAUACUGACUGUUACCCAUACCAUCAUCCGGGGUAUGGUUCACCUUACCAUCCUUCCUACGACCGAGGGUUUCGUUGGGAGUAUUCUUCAUCUUAUAGUAGAUAUCGAUGUUUCUCGGGUGAUUCAGUAGUACGCUUGUCGAAUGGAACGUAUAAACAAAUCGAUCGUCUUCGAUCCAGUGACGAAAUUCUGACAAGAGAACACUCGAAAGUCAUCACCACAGAAAUGAUAAUGAUGUUAGACAAGCACACUUCGGGAAAAGCGUUAUUUUAUACAUUAAUAACGGAUUCUGGCCAUCGGAUAAGUCUAACAGAACACCAUCUAAUUCCGAUUGUUGAUUCAAAUGGGAAUGACACAUAUUUAUUUGCUAAACAUGUACAAAUUGGAGAUCAACUCAUAGUUUUAAUCAAUGACACCUUGGACUAUUCUCCCGUGACGAACAUCACUGUAGAAAUGAAAAACCAAUAUUAUGCUCCAUUAACAAUGUGUGGUACUUUAUUUGUCAAUGAUAUAUUUGCUAGUUGUUUUGCAAAUGUUCGUGAUCAUCGUUUUGCUCAGUAUUCUAUGGCGCCAUUUCGUGCUUACUAUAAACUUGCCCGAUAUCUUUCGAUUGCUGAACCUUUUCAUGUUCGCCAAAGGGAAGGAAUACAUUGGACGGCUCGAAUGAUGUUAUAUUUUGCACGUUAUUUUCUGACCGAUGUACUUAUUCUAUGA